Messenger RNA from Echinops telfairi (small Madagascar hedgehog), 1524 nucleotides. Its product is annotated as H/ACA ribonucleoprotein complex subunit DKC1-like. Gene Ontology annotation, molecular function: RNA binding; pseudouridine synthase activity. Gene Ontology annotation, biological process: box H/ACA sno(s)RNA 3'-end processing; mRNA pseudouridine synthesis; snRNA pseudouridine synthesis. The transcript has a single exon. The record is from RefSeq and is a predicted model, not a curated record. Gene Ontology annotation, cellular component: box H/ACA snoRNP complex. NCBI's taxonomy places the organism in Eukaryota, Metazoa, Chordata, Mammalia, Afrosoricida, Tenrecidae. The coding region runs from base 1 to 1524 and encodes 507 amino acids.
AUGGCGGAAGCCAGAGGGGUUCCGCUGAAGAAGCACAAGAAGAAAAGGGCCCGACAGCCGCCCGCUGAAGAAGAUAUCGCGGAUAUACAACAUGCCGGGGAGUUCCGUAUCGCACCCGAAUCCAAAGUGGCUCCGUUGGACACCUCGCAGUGGCCCCUCUUGUUAAAGAAUUUCGAUAAGCUGAACGUCAGGACGACACACUACACUCCGCUUCCUUCUGGUUCCAGCCCCCUGACGAGGGCGAUGGCCGACUACGUCAGGACAGGUUUCAUCAACCUGGACAAGCCCUCCAACCCGUCUUCACACGAGGUGGUGGCCUGGAUCCGGCGGAUACUUCGUGUCGACAAGACCGGACACAGUGGCACCCUGGACCCCAAGGUGACCGGCUGUCUGAUCGUGUGCAUCGAGCGCGCCACGCGCCUGGUGAAAUCGCAGCAGAGCGCAGGCAAAGAGUAUGUGGGGAUUGUCCGGCUGCACAAUGCUAUUGAAGGGGGUCCCCAGCUUGCGAGGGCCCUGGAAACCCUGACCGGCGCCCUGUUCCAGAGACCCCCGUUCAUAGCUGCAGUGAAGCGGCAGCUCCGCGUCCGCACUGUCUACGAGAGCAAGCUGAUUGAGUACGAUCCCCAGAGGAGAUUAGGACUCUUCUGGGUGAGCUGUGAGGCCGGCACCUACAUCCGCACGCUGUGUGUCCACCUGGGUCUGUUACUGGGAGUUGGAGGGCAGAUGCAGGAGCUUCGCAGGGUUCGUUCCGGAGUGAUGAGUGAACAGGAUCACAUGGUGACGAUGCACGACGUCCUGGAUGCCCAGUGGCUGUAUGAUCAUCACAAGGAUGAGAGCUACCUGCGGCGAGUCAUUUACCCUCUGGAAAAGCUGUUGACGUCUCACCAGCGGCUGGUUAUGAAGGACAGUGCGGUGAAUGCGAUCUGCUACGGAGCCAAGAUCCUGCUGCCUGGUGUCUUGCGGUACGAGGAUGGCAUAGAAGUCAACCAGGAGAUCGUUGUCAUCACCACCAAGGGGGAAGCCAUCUGUAUGGCCGUUGCCUUGAUGACCACUGCCGUCAUCUCCACCUGUGACCAUGGCAUAGUGGCCAAGAUCAAAAGGGUUAUCAUGGAGAGAGAUACCUACCCUCGGAAGUGGGGGCUCGGACCCAAGGCGAGCAAGAAGAAGUUGCUCAUCCACCUAGGCCACCUAGACAAGUCCAGCAAGGCCAUGGACAGCAUACCCUCCGCUUGCGUGCAGGAGUAUGUGGACUCCAGUGAUUCCGGGGAAAAGGCGGUUUUGAGUGACGUCAUGAAAACCCCACGGGCCACGACAGCAACGGGGGGCACCACAAAGCGGAAGCGAGAGCAUGAGAGCGACAAAGAGACCUCUCCAGCUGUUCCCCAGCUGCUCAAGAAAGAAAAGAAGAGGAAAAGGGCCAAAAAGGCCAACGCUGCUCCAAGGGAAAUCAAGCCUGGAGACGUGGACAGUCGCACAACCAGAAGGAAGAAAGAGAAAAGAGUAAAAGAAGCGGGCUCUGAAUAG